UCACAGGUGCUGCUAUAGGAGCCAAUAACCCGGAUGUUGUGAACGUUGGGAUGAUAUUCAAGUGCAGAGAAGAUUUCAAACAGCAUAUGGCGAUGUAUGCAAUCCGAAAUAAAUUCAGAUUUCGGAAUAGCAGAUCCGCCCCUGGAGGGAUGGUUCUCCGAUGCUUUAGCCACACGUGUAGUUGGAGAGUGUAUGCGGCAAUGUUAAAAAACACGCAGUUGUACGAGGUCCGAAAAGUUAAUUUAGCACAUUCUUGUAGUGUUGACGAUCGUUCUGGAUACCAGUCGCAAGCAACAACUACGGUCAUUGGGGGGAUGAUGAGGGGAAAAUUUGCUGGUCGAGGAGGGGGCCCCCGGCCAAAUGAAAUUAGGGAAGCUAUGCAGGGUGAUCACGAGGUUCACAUUUCAUAUUGGAAAGCAUGGAGAUCCAGAGAGGUAGCUUUAGACUACGCAAAGGGGUCAUGUGGUGCUUCUUACAAUCUCCUCCCGGCCUACCUUGAGAAGCUAGUACAUGCUAAUCCCGGGAGUAUUGCUGAUAUCCACACCGAGUAUGCAGAAGGGAUAGGGCAUAGAUUCAAAUAUAUGUUUCUGGCUAUGUCUGCAAGCAUUGAAGGUUAUAAAUUCAUGAGGAAGGUAGUAAUAGUUGAUGGCACACAUCUAAGAGGCAAGUAUGCUGGAUGUUUGUUGACUGCUUCAGCUCAAGAUGGUAAUUAUCAAGUAUUUCCAUUAGCGGUGGCGGUCGUGGAUGGAGAAAACGACAAAGCUUGGGAAUGGUUUUUUAGGAAACUAACACAAUUCAUCCCAAACAACGACGAUGUUGUAUUCGUGUCUGAUCGAAAUCCAUCAAUAUACCACGGCAUUGCAAAGGUUUAUCCGAUGGGCCGGCAUUGCGCAUGCAUUCUUCACCUUAAAAGGAACAUAAGGACGUAUUUCAAAGACAAGCACUUGGGGUACUUGGUGGGGAAGGCAGCAAGAGCGUACAGCCUCUCAGACUUUUACAGUACUUUCAACGAGAUUAAAAACGUCAAUGCAUCCUGUGCGGAGUACCUAAUGGGAAUUGGUUUCCCACAUUGGACGAGAUCUCAAUUUGAAGGCAACCGUUACAACAUUAUGACGAGUAAUGUGGCAGAGACUUGGAACUCCGUUUUGCGAGAGGCUAGAGAAUAUCCAAUACUUUCCCUCAUUGAAUAUAUAAGAGCUAAGCUGAUGUCGUGGUUUGCUGCAAGGAGGCAACUCCAGCGGGGGGAUGAUAAGAUUCUCACACCGCAUGUGGAUGAUCUUGUGGCAUCUAACUUUGAAAGGAGUGGGGGCCUUUGGGUCACCCUCAUUGGGGAAGAUCAAUAUGAAGUGCGAGAUAAGGAGGGAAACACAUGGCAUGUUAAUUUGGCAGAGAAAACCUGUAGUUGUUGUGAAUUUCAAGCGCUACUAAUUCCAUGCACUCACGCCAUUGCCGCGGCCACAAGGUACAAAAUCAGGGUCGAUUCCCUUGUUGCAGAAUAUUACACUUUGAGAACCUACCAAGCAGCGUACAGUAAAUUAAUAUAUCCGGUUGUCGGGUACGAAAGCAUUGAAAUUCUGUCGAGUGACAGUUCUGAGAGCCAGUUAGAGGUUAACCCACCAGCAUGCAGGAGGCCACCAGGGAGGCCUAGAAAAAACCGGAUUUUAUCAAGAGGAGAAUUUGAGAUGAGAGGGAAGAAGAAACAAACUAUGUGCAGUAGAUGCAAGUGCAAGGGGCAUAACCGGGUUACGUGCAAAAUGCCUAUAUGAUCUGUGUUAAUAUGGUUACGCAAAGUUGUUGACUCGGAUGAUGAAGGUGUAUGUAAGUAUUGGGGGGUCGUAGAACUGGAUAAAAAUCGUUAAUGAUAGCAAUGUAAAAUAUAAACCAGUUCAUGGGUUGUGGCAGGUCUAUCUAGUUUCCCGAGUUUGUACAAUAAAUAAUAAUGACAACUUGCAUUGUCAAGUAAGUGUGUCUGUAAGAUAAGGUUAUUGUUCUACAUUACAUUAAGGGUUUUAAGUAAGUGUGUAUGUAAGAUAAUAAGAUGUUUCUACGUAACUUUAUCUUAUAAUGGGCUAAUCUGCGGUUUAGUAUAUAAACAGCUAAUGUUUUACUUUCAUGUAAAUUCCCAAGAAAAGCAGUGAAAAUAUGUAAGUCUAAGAAAUUAAACGUUGCUACUUUAUAUCUGCCACGCCUGUAUUAAACUCAUUAUGCGGUGAUGUAGACAGGUAGGCGGCAAACGUAACCAUCAAAUAUAUAUAAGCGAUUUAAUUGAUAUGACUAGUCAAUAAUAAUGGAACUAUAUAGUUAGAGAAUAGUUUACAUAAAAUAAUCUUGGAAGAAUAUAAUUACGAUAUUAUAUUUUAUUUGUAAUUGACCCCGCAUCUAAAUAUAGAUAUGUAAAGCAAAACGGUAUAACCAUAGUAGGAUACAAAUUGGAGACCCUAUCUGUAAAUCAAAUUGGCAUUUGAGUAUCCUUCAAACACAACGCAUAACCAGAUAUAAUUAUGCUUUCUAGGCUAAUAUUGUGUUUUAACAGUGGUCGUGUUUAAUUAUUAGUUUCAUUUCGAUGGUAACAUAAUUUUCAUCUAACUUUUCCAAGUAAAACAGACUAAAUAUAUUGUUAUUUUUUGUAAAUAGGUGGUAUUGUUAUAGUAUUUUGGCAAACAAUUAAACGUACUAAACACUGGUUACGGUGCCUAUUCAACAAAAUAGUGAACAUAUAUACCAUAAUCGAUGCAAUAAGAUGUGUGGUCUUAGCGGCAACAAUAUUAUUUUAUCUAAACACCGGUUGAAAAAAAAUAAGCAAAGGUCACAUGGCAUCCACGUAUUCCAACUUACUUACUAUUGUAGAUAUUUUGUGUUGUUAGCUUACUACCAAAGACUUCAGGUUCAGAGAACUGAAGAUAAUGACAGUAUUAAUAAAUAAAACAAAAUGUCGAGGGUGUUUUGUCAUGUCAGGAAGCAGGUAAUGAUGAUACCCUAGCCCUAGAUAGGCUGCGCGCAUUAAAUGCAGAGAUUUGGGUUAGAUUUUGUGACUUAACUUACAAGUGUAGGUAAUACCGGUUGGUAAAGGUUAUAGUUGGCUUUAUAUACGCAGUCCCACUAGCAUAUUUUGCAGCACAAAAAUAUUCUAAUAACACCGGAUAGUAGGGAACCUAGCAGAGAAGGACUGGAGAUAACUUCAAGUGAUACUAGUAAAAAAGAUUUCGAUAAGGUAAGGCCUCAAUGAAACAAUAAAUUAAAAGAUAUGUCUGAAACGGUUUUUCGUACAACUUCUGAGGCACUAGCUUCGUAUAAGAUUAACUUUAAUCCUUUAUUUACCCCCUGCUGAUGAUCUUCAUUAUCACACUACAGAGAUGUCGCGUCUAGUGAGGGUUGCAAAAGGCCAAUGGAGGAAAUCAGGAGAAGGCGUUUGGAGGUUUGAACGCGACUCUGCCGUCCUAGGGCAUGACAUUCUGGUCGGGAGAAACGACCAUGUGGAGGCUGUUAAGGGGAUGGUGAGGGGUGUUUUUAGGCUUCGUGCAGAAACACCUCUGCUACUUACCUUUCAGCUGCCACAAUGGUUGCUUGAGCCGCACGGAGCUACAUACCCCCCACAAAACAUUGUAACAAAUGCGGAUGUGGAGAUGAUGAUCUCCGUUCAUGAAUGGAAUACGGAGCCAAGAUUAUGCGUAAUAUUCGGAGCGGAGGAAGUUGCUACAUACCAGUUCAGAUGCAGAUCGCCAUUCACCAUCGGUACUCGAAAUUUUCUGGCCGAUGGUGUUACAGAGGAGCAACACGAGGCUGUUGUUUUGGGUAAAACUUUGUACUUUUUGAAGAUAUGAUUUACAAGUUUCGUUACUCAAGUUUUCUUUUUGCAAAGGUUAGUAAGAAACAACACAUAACGUAUCACACACUCCGUAUGCAGAUAUGGUAAGAGGCAAGGAGUUUGUGUGUAGUCAAGGGGCCAUGGCUGAGAUCUUUGAGGAAUCUGAAAUGGUGCUCCUCUACCGUUUCUCUAUGGAGAUUGAAAAGGCGAAAAAUAGUCUUGACCUAAACCUAGGUCCUACCAUUGAAGCUGCUGACCACAUUGUUCCCAAUGUUGGGAAUACAGGUACCGGUAAUCGCAUAGGAGGAGAUGGCGGGCGUGGUUCUUUGGGCAAUACUUACGGUAUGGAAAAUUUUAACCGGUUUUUGUGUUGUUUAACUGAAGAUAAAUAAAAAUAUCGGCUAAUUUAGAUGAACAUACAGAAUGAUUUCCAACACAAUAUUUGGCAGUAGUAACUGGUUUCGACUUUCCAGGGUUUCACCAAGUUGCAACGGGUGGACGUUUCAGAACCUCUGUUCCAUCCCCAACAUAUGAUCCAAACUACUACAACCCUCAUUUUGGUGCACUGGAAGCCACUCCGGAAUAUUGGGAAAGGUUGAUGUCUUCUAGCUAUGCUGUUCAGCUACAAAGAAUUUAUGGAGUACCGGGGUCGGAAUACGUGGGUUACGCCCCAACGGAGCUCAACAUAGGGACAUCAAACGUGCAUCCUUUCCCAGCAAACCACCAACCCAUUACCGUCUCCUCCAACGUUUCUUCUACAGAUGUGAAACCAGUCGUCGAGGCUGGGUCGGAGGUGAACUUCACCAAGUUGGAGACCAGUUGCUACAAAAAUCCUGUCUAUCUUGAGAAAGGUUUGUUUUUUUGUUUUUUGCAAGAAAUAAUAACCGGUUGUUCAAUCUUGGCAUUGAAAACAUAUAUAUACGUACAACUCAAAUACGGUGGUUUUUACCUUGAUAUAGGUGAAUCGUCAAAACAGGUGAAUGAGGGACCAACUGCGCAACUUGCGGGUGUAGGGAAUAAUGAAAACACGCUGCAGGCCCCUGAUGUGGAGGGGAACACUGGAAGAAAUGCAAGUCAAGGAUGAAGGUGGCAGCUUUAUGAAGAUAUAUAUAUUAACAAUGUGAUGGGUUGUUGUAUUUUGGUUUGUGAUGCUACCCAGAUAUUAGGUUUAUUUUGGGGGUGUGGGGGUAGCAAGUAAUGCUAUUGUAGUCAAUAUGUUUAAUAUGUUGUGUGAUAGCGUAAUGAAAACUGGGAGGAAAAGGUUCUACGUUUGAAGUUCUUUUGUCUACUAUGUUAACGGGGAUAAGUUGUAAGAUGUUAAUGUGAAAUUUUAUUUUCUGGCAAGUAUAGCAGUGCAAAAUUCAAGGUGCAUAUGACAGUAUAUAAUGUCUAUGAGAGUGUCGAGAACGGAGAAAUGUUAUGAGGUGGACUUGUUUAACAACAAAGAAGUAUAUAUAAGUCUUUUAAGUGAAAAAGUAUUUACAGAUUAAAUUUCGAAUCUACAUUCAUUCGUUUGACUUUAACGGAUUUAAUUUUGUAACUUUCAAUCCUUAAUGCAUAUAAUAUUGCCGGACUAAUAAAGCCUAUAUAGUAAAUAGCAUUAGACGAGAAUAUAUUAACCGGAUUUAUAUGGAAAUCAUUUGGAUCGAUUGUUGAUAUAUAUAUAUAUAUGUGAUAGUCUUUGCCUAAAUAUAAGUUCCAUACUAUAUUCAUAUGUUCUGUAUAUCAGAACAACAUUGAUGGCAAUAACAGUACAUAUAAUCCAGUUUUUAAAGGGAAUUUAAGACAACAGAAUAUAAUAACAGGUGAAAAUUUUUUGUGAAUGACCAGGGAGAAGCAAACGUUUGAGUGCAGCUUACGGAAAGUAGGUGUUGGCAAAGUGCUAACUCCCUUAAAUAAAUAUCCGGUUUUUAAUCUUGAAACAAACAAACAUGUAUGGAUAAAACCAACAACAUAACGGGUUAUCACAAAAUACGGCCGGAUAAUGGAGAGACCGAAUACAAACCAGUGAAAGUACGAGAAGGAAACAACAUACAUUAAACUUCUUAGAAUGUAAGACCGAAACGUGCAACCAAAGGGAAAAAGUGGGCUCAGGCAACAACAGACGAACCUCCUAAAUCUUUUUGUGAAACUCAUACACCAUCACAGCUGCCGUUUGAGCUUCGUCAGGAAUGAGUGAUGGAGUGAUAGAUCUACAAGUUUCGGGUCCAGAGAGGGCAUGUGUUUGCAUCAACAAACAAGAAGUUAUGGCUGCAUCACUGGGGUUUGGGUUCUUUACUACCCCUUUCACCCUUUCAACAACAAAUGCGUUGUUCCCAUACUCAACCAACAACCCACAAUGUUUCAGUAGGGAAGGGAACAUUUCAGUUAUCGGAGCAAGCUCCUUACUUAAAGCCUUGUCAUCUAUUACUUGGGGGUUGCAGUCGAGAACAUAUACCUUCGCAGUACUGAUGUCAACGCAAAUCCCCACCCAGUGUUGCCUACCAAUGCUGACAGGCAUGUAGAAAAGCGACACAGCGGGGUUGAAAUUCAAACUCUUCUGCAGAGUAUCAACGAGAGCCUGGGUGAAAACAUACUGACUUUCUCUUUUACUUUUUCUGAACUUUGUAAAAUUCCUGGACAAGAGAACCUGAACGCGACUAUCAAGAAAAACCGGAGUCGUGGAACUCCCUUCACAUAGUCGCCUGUUGACAGAAGCUGCAAUUACCCGCAUGAUGAUGUCAACGACCUGCGAGGAGCGACAGAAUUAUGAUUUAAUAAGCAACCACAACUUUUUAAACUACCCUUUACGAAGCUAAGGUUACAUACUCUGCCUGGUAGUAACCGGGUUCUUCCUCCAAUGUCCGUAAUGUCCUUGCCAGAUACGGAUAGGCCCAGAACGUUUAUAACGCUACAAUGGAAGGAAUCAGAGAAGAAAAAUUCAGUUUUCAGCAAUGUCCAUAUCGGAAAUAUAUCGAAAAUAAUAAAUGGUUGUUCGUCGAGGUCCUACCAUUCUUUCUUCAAAAGAAUCUGUAGGCGUUUGUACUUGUCAUGUACAUCUGAUAAGCCGUAGUGACCAUUACCCAUAAUGGGUACUUCUCUCGCACGGUUAAUAAUAGCAGCUUCACAUUGAUAGUCGGUAAGCAGUUGAGGUGGGACAGUUCGGAUGCGCUUACUUUUGCGGCAAAGUAAAUUCUCCUCUGUUUCUCUAGUAUCAUCGCCAUUGUCUUUCUCAACCAGAUGUUCCUCGUUCUCUCCCAUAACAUCAUCACCCAGUUCCCGGGUCUGGUGGAAUUCCUGAGUGAGGCCAAGUGAGAACGACGGAAUCUGCAUGUGAAUAAAUUUAAGGAGAAGGAGUGUUAUUGGUAAGAGAAAACCAUGGUGACAUGUAACUAUAAAAAGAAACUGAGGUAACAUAAAUUUAGGGGACUGUGAUCAUACGAUUGGGUCAGGGUGUUCGUGCGUCUGGCUAUGAGCAGACCUACAUGGGUGAUUUUCGUUAGAUUCUUCUACAAUUCCCUCUGAACAUGGGUUCCUCUGAUGAGGGUCUGUUGCUCCAUCGUAAGCCUGCAUAACCAAAUAUUUAUGUAUCACGACACUUAAAUCUAUAACCGGCGAGAAAGCAAAUCCGGUUUUUUGUCCGUAUAUAAUUAUAUAUGCAAUUUUUAAUCCGGCUAUACAAUGUGACACUAACCCGGUAAGGCGCGACUGGUUUGGACUUAAGUGACUGAGCUGUGACGGUAACAUUCCUUUCCGUGUUUUCUUCCUGAGUGGACGCUACCUGAUUCACUCCUGUCUGAGGUCGGGAUUUGCCAUCGGAACCCUGUAAAGAGACCAUUACUGUUAACGAUAAUGUCAUUCAUUAUCCAGAUACUAGCUAUGCAAUCGUGUAUGUCAAAUAGUUAACAGUUUUCUACUAUUACAUUGUAGUGAAUAUCUGCAGUACGUAUAUUUGGAGAAGUACUAAUAGUACAAUGCUUAAAACAUCAAAUAUCAAACUUACGGGCCAGUCGUUAUCCACACCCGGAGGCGUUGAAUAGUGACUGAGAUUUUCAAUCACAUUCUCAAUGAUCUCAUCAUUUCCAGCUGGAGCUGCGGCGGUUGUGUUUGGGAGAACUUCUUCAUCUCCCACCCCGUCAGGGCCUCCUGUAGAUAUAGGAGACUCGAAAGAUGAUUGGGUAUUUAAUCUCCUCCUACCUGACAUUAUCUCAGUCUUGAAAGAAUCCAGCAUUCGUUCGACAGUUGCAAUAACCUUCGCUUCAAUGGCAAGUGAACAUCCAGACACCUCUUUCACAGAGGCAACAACAGUCGCAAUAUCACCAUCAAUCCGGUUAAGCUCCGGUCGCAUAAUGGCAUUCACAAUAGAAGUUAUUCUUCGUUCGUCGUUCAUCACAACUGGUGACUCUUUGCCCUGCGUAGGUAGUGUUUUCUUUCUCCCUCCUGCUUUAGCCAGCUCACGCAUCCUUUCUACGUCGGCUUUGGUUACCCCACCCCUAAACAUAUCCUUCGUGAAAACUUGAUUAGCGUUAAUGCAACUAAGCAUGUACGCUACUUUUACGUCAACAACUUCAUCAGCCCAUACAAGCACCGACUCGUCUACCGGUCUUGCUGGGUCUUGGGGAAGUAUACUCCUUACCAAUACCUAAUAUAUCAUUAAACAAGAUCUCACAUUCAGAUGAUUAUAUUACAAAAUUCAUUAAAAAUGUACGUACAAUGAACAGAUGGAAAGCAUACCUCUUCUUUUUUGUCUACUUCGCGCGCAUGAGCAGGGCUUAGAGUUUUCUUCUUUGUUUUACUUCCCACGCCAUCAACAUCAUCUUCAUCGCUGUCGGACUCUGAUGACGAACAGGAUUCUUGGACUACUUCUGUCAGCGAAGGAACAGCUUCAACAAUAACGAGCUGGAGGGCUAGGGCAAAGCCUUUCAGGGCUAUAGAGUUUUGAGAAAGGGAAAUCUCAUCCUUUUUUUUUAUACUGGUCAUCAACAUAUCAAAUGCAAGCCGACCCCAGGGGAAGGCAAAGAACUCUUCCAUAUCUCCAAGCAACUCGGCGUGUUCCUUCAGCAUCUUCAUCUUCAAAUUAGUGGAUAACAGAACAGAGGAUACAAUUGCUAAGCACGCUAGUUUGAUCCGGAUAUCUUUAUCCGUAACGGUUUUUUUAUGGAGCAUCUUAAUCGCCCUAGAUACACGCAUAUCUUCGACACUUCCGAAAAGCUCAGGCCAGUAGGGUUUGUCGUUAAUGUUUUUCUUCUUCUUGACCUUCUGUUUCUUGGGAAACUCGCCGCAGGGAAGUCCGGUGACUAUGGCAAACUCCCGGAGCGAGAAUCUUAUGGGCUGUCCGGCGAAUCGGAACCAAGCUUCAUGUUUUUUUUCCACUUUCAGUUGUCUAGACAGAAGGAAUCGAGCAAAUCUGCCGGAAAAGGCGGGUUUAUCUGCGAUUUCGACAAGCUUACCGAAAGAUGAUUGUCUGAUAAACUGAACCUCCUCUUCAUCAAGAGCGUUGAGAAUGGUGUUGAUAAUACGCGACGACUGGUAUGUAAGAACCCUUACUCCGACGGGUUCCUCACCCUCGGCGAACAUCAUUUCCGGUAGCGACAUAAUCGUUUCUCCGUCUUGGUCUUCUGGUAAUUCACCGACGCGAGAGGGAAUCAUCUCUUUUAGGACUGAGAGAAUUUUGGGAAGUUGAGCAAAAGAUUAAAACUUAGAGAAGACAAAAAGACAAAUUUAGAGGAAAGCAUUAAUGGUAUCGUUCUUUGCAAAUUAUUGAAUAUAAAUUUGGAAACUGUUUCAAUUUCGAAUUUUAUAUUCAUUAUUCAUGCAAUGGCGUGUUUUACCGUCUAUCUUACCGGUCAGUCUGACACACGACCUAAACCCUAGGUCUCAUUAUUAUAUUCAUAUAGGGCUAGUUUCGGAAUUAUGAAAAAGUGAACAGGGGGACUGUCAGUUACCUAAUAAAAUAAGUUAUCGUUGCCAUACGGUGCAAAUUCCCUAAUAUAGGCUCAUUAGGGUCAAUAUACAUUGCAACUUUUGAAAUUAGGGGAAUGGACUUUAUUUAUAAAUAAUUUGCGAACAGGUCGUGUUGCUAGGUUGGAAUGACUAAUUUGCCCUACGACACUUCAGCUUAAAAUACUCCAACGCUUACCUGCAACCGGCUAUAUUUUAAAUUAUAGGUUUCACGUUAGUGGAGGGAAAAGAAGACGUAAUGCAUGAAAAAGGAGACGUGGCAUUUUAAAAAACCACAUCAAAACCUGAUUUGUUUCCAGUAUAUAGAUAUGUUUCUUCUCACAUCUACGUCACAUUUUUGUUAAAGGAAUUGUGAAAAAGGGAAUUAUGUGUGUAUUGGUUAACCAAUAUUCCGAUAGAUUAACCAGAGAUAUUUAAUGUGAGUAGGAGUAAUGGAGGUGAGCCGUCGGGACGACUAUAAACUGGACUUUUCUGAAUUACAAGGUUAGUUAGAUAUGCUGAACAUCAACGAUGUAAAAAAAGUUAAUACAUGUAUGUUACUGUGUGUAGCAUAAAGUAAAUAAUUAAACGACAUCGUUUACACAUCCUGUAAUAAUGCAUCAGAGAUAUUUACACCCAAAAUAUGUGAUUCUCCUCAAUUGGGUUACUAUGGCUUAGAUAGUGAAAGGAUAAUCAGUAUGAGCAACAUAUUUUUGUCACUGUAUCUAUACAUACAACCCUAGUCACAUCAAUAUGUAACUUAAGGAGGUGAUGAUUACACGCUUCCUCACUUAAAUACACUCGUUCGUUCUAGGGUCAUCACUGUGAAUUUCACUAUAAAUAAGCAGUAAGUGGCAAGCCACAGAGUGUAGAAACCAGCUUUGAAAGUGAACCUGAUUAUAUUUGGGGACUGCUACAUGCUUAUUAAUCAAGUCUGAGAGCGCUAGUACAACGGUACGGAGUGAAGGUGAGUUAAAUGUUCCUCAAAAAAAGUCAUUGAAUGUAACCAUUAAUGAUGGCUUUACUCCUCAACAAGGAUUUUAACCGUUAAAAACUGAAACAAUAAUAACCUGAAAUUAAGCCUGUAAUCCCGUUUAUAAUUUUUAUAACCGGUAACUUAUUAUUUAUUUUCUUCCUUCUAUUGUUUCUUUACAGAUGGGUCAGCUUGUCCGAAUCCAGAGUGGAAACUGGAAAAAAAGUCUCUCCGGAAAUUGGCAAUUCGAAGGGGAUCCAUCAGAAGUGGAGCACUAUAUAGUCGCGCAGAACAAUGAAAAAAUCGAGUCGUUUACAAGUCUCAUACGUGAAGAACUCGUUAUAGAACCAGAAUGCCCCAUUGCUUUGACAUAUCAACUCCCAGACGCAAUGCUGCAGGGAAUUGCAUCUAAUUCUCAACCAGCUAACAUAAUAACUUCUGAAGAUGUCGAAGUAGUGAUGAGUGUCCAAGAGUGGACAAAAGGAGUCCUACUUUGUAUAACCUACGGGUCUCUUAAUGUGGCUAGGUACGAGUUCCUGUGUAGAACUCCUUUCAUAGUUGGCAACACCACAUAUUUAGACGGAACCGUUUCGGAAGAGGUUCAUGUAGCCAAUAUAAAAGGUAAUCGGUGUAAUAUAUUAAGAAACUGGUAACAAGAUUUUGACAUAGGUACGGCAAAUAAAAGGCUAAAUUCAUUUGAUAUUUGCACAGGUAUGGUGGGCAAUGACGUCAUAAUGUGUAGUGAGACUUUACUGAGGCAUCUAAUGAGCGAUGAGAUGUUGUUCCUCCUUUACCGUUUCUCGUUUGAGGUUGAAAAGGCAAGAGGAUUUCCAUUAUGGCAGGGAGCAAGCUAUGAAAACAAUCCAGACGAGAGUAAGCGAUACUGGGAAUAUUUCAAUAUAAUAACAGGUUACUGAAUAAUUCCUAUAGUUUAGACGUCCCCUAAGUCUAACCCUUACGCAAUCCUGAAAUUUACGACGUUCAAAAGCCGAAGAAGAAUUAAGCGGUCAUGCAUGGUAUUGUGGAAAACGUUAUAUCCUAAAAUUAAUUAACCACCGGCCCAACACUUUCCAAAUGGGAGGAUCUUAAACAGAACUAAAUGAUGAUGAUUACCCUUAAAUUCAACUAAUCCUCCCUAAAAAUUAUUGUUGCAUCCAAAAUAUAUAUAUAGAUAAUGGCCUAGGUGUCGUUUCUCCUUGUGUAAUGGAGUUCGCAAUAACCGAAUAUUUUAAUGAAUAACCGAAUACUAUGAAUUAAAAUCCAGAAAAUGAGG
Molecule: messenger RNA, 11970 nt
Organism: Brassica rapa (field mustard)
Lineage: Eukaryota; Viridiplantae; Streptophyta; Magnoliopsida; Brassicales; Brassicaceae
Molecular function (GO): zinc ion binding
Source: RefSeq, a predicted model, not a curated record